UUUGAACAAGUCCACAUUCGAUAGAACGUCAUGUGGCAACAUGUUUUCGUAAUGUCAAAAACGGUUUAUUUGAAGGGUAACCAAUUUUUUAUUCUUUAUUCAUAUAUUAACUCGAAAAUAUUCAAUAUCAGCGUCUUAAAUCAUCUCGUCAAUAUGCCAUUUUAUGCGGUUGCUAAUGGAGUUAAGCCAGGAAUUUAUAAAACAUGGGAUGAGUGCAGGAAGCAAAUUGAAAAUUUUAAAAAUGCCAAGUACAAGAAGUUUGAUUCUGAACAUGAAGCAAACCUUUUUGUUGAAAACUCUGGUUGUAUAAGUAUUCCAAAAAAGGCCCAAAUUAACAAUGAGCAAAACUUAGAUAAUUCUUUUUCACUGCCUUCUGAAGAAGCCAGUACAUUGGAAAUUACUCUAGAACGUAUUAAUUCUCUUGAAGGUGUUCUUUUAUCAGCUUUAUCAGAAUUAAGAGAAAUAAAAUCUUGUAUGGUCAAAUUGAAUUCUAAUAAAAAAUCAAUAAAAGCUGCUAAUGUAAAGCGUAAAGCAUCCAUCCAAGAAAAUGAAUUACCUUCGAGCAUAUGUGAUAUUUUAGAUGGAAAACCUAAUGUACCAUUUAAGUAUGACAAAGAUGGAUUUGUGGAGGUUUACACUGAUGGUGCAUGUGAGAAUAAUGGUAAAUCAAAUGCUAAAGCAGGACUUGGUGUAUUCUUCGGAGAAGGCCAUCCGUUAAAUAUCUCUGAACCUUGUAACGGAAGAGCAACAAACAAUUGCGGUGAAAUCCAAGCAGCUAUUAAAGCAGUUCAAGUACUGAAGCGUCAUGGUGAACAUAAGGUAUGCAUUUACACAGAUUCUCAAUUUCUUAUAAAUUCAAUGACCCGUUGGAUAUUUAACUGGAAAAAAAAAGGCUGGAAGUUGGCUGAUGGUAGUCCAGUGAAAAAUAAAGUUGAUUUUGAAGAACUUGAUAGAGAAAUUACAAACAUGCAUGUUAAAUGGACAUAUGUGAAAGCACAUUGUGGAAUAUUUGGAAAUGAAAUGGCUGAUCAACUUGCAAGGAAUGGUGCAGAAUUAUAUGCUAAAAGAAACAAAUCAUAAACUUUAUUUAUACUUUGGUUGUUAUGAUAAUAUAUUUUUACUCAACAUUACUCUAAGAAAACCUUUUCAUGGUUUGACCACUAUGCACAAC
Messenger RNA from Ctenocephalides felis (cat flea), 1171 nucleotides. Its product is annotated as ribonuclease H1-like. Gene Ontology annotation, molecular function: nucleic acid binding; RNA-DNA hybrid ribonuclease activity; magnesium ion binding. Gene Ontology annotation, biological process: DNA replication, removal of RNA primer. Lineage: Eukaryota; Metazoa; Arthropoda; Insecta; Siphonaptera; Pulicidae. The record is from RefSeq and is a predicted model, not a curated record. The coding region runs from base 31 to 1080 and encodes 349 amino acids. The transcript has 8 exons.